Molecule: messenger RNA, 4779 nt
Organism: Erpetoichthys calabaricus (reedfish)
Lineage: Eukaryota; Metazoa; Chordata; Cladistia; Polypteriformes; Polypteridae
Gene: ubap1
Product: ubiquitin associated protein 1
Exons: 7
Coding region: 165-1613 (482 amino acids)
Biological process (GO): ubiquitin-dependent protein catabolic process via the multivesicular body sorting pathway
Cellular component (GO): ESCRT I complex
Molecular function (GO): ubiquitin binding
Source: RefSeq, a predicted model, not a curated record
CCGUUUGGAAGAGGAGGAGCAGAGAGAGAAGAUGGCGCUUCGCGAUGAAGCAGGAAGCGGCUGUGGACUUUACUAAAAUCAAAACAACUAGACAACUCAACAGGUCGUGGGGAGGACGGGAAAAACGUCAUUCUUCCUUGUAGAACAACUGGAAAAGGAUCUAAAUGGCUUCAAAGAAGUCUGGAUCAGAUGUUAGUAACACGGGGCCCUUCAGUUACCUGGAUGAUGUACAAUUUAAAAUCAGCGACAAGUUUAAAACUCCUCCUAAAGUUGGUUUGCCAAUGGGAUUCAAACUGCAGGACUACCACAUUCUUUUGGCUGAAUGCGAGUAUGAUUUUUCUCCAGCAAAGAGGAUUAUUGAGUGGGGGAAGGAAAUAGAGCAGAUGCGUCUAAGACAAGAGGAGGCUGACCUGGCAGCCAGCACUAGAGACAGACAAGAAAAUGUGCCAGAAGUAAAUCAAGAAGAUACACAGAUUGAAACCAGUGGUGGUCCCCUCUCAGCAAUCCACCCAAUCUUGGCAGGUCUGAGGCACAAUGACAUCUUGACACCUCUUCCGGCACCAAGCAUUGCAGUAUCCAAGCAGAGAGAUCUUAGUCCACCACCUUCCCAUAACAGUACUUUCAACUUGGCAGAUUUUGAGUGUGAAGAGGACCCUUUUGACAAACUGGAAUUAAAGACCAUCAAUGAUAAGGAGGAACUUCGCAAUAUCUUACAAGUUGUUAGCAUUCCAGAAUCCACAGAAGUCACAGUCUCAGAUACCAAAUUUGACUCUUCCAAGUUCUCUCUAAUUCACAAACCCAAUGGUCUGAUCACACUUCUACAGUUAGAUAGUUCUGAGAGUAGCAAGUUGUCUCCUCUUGGCCCUGGUACUCCAUUUGCUGCUCUCCCUUGUAACAUACGCUCCCUUUCUUUUCCCAAGCUUUCUGACUCAGAGGAGCAUCCUUCUGCUUCCAUGGACAACAAAAAUCAAAAUAUAAUGUGUUCAUCUAGGAGCUCUGAGCGACCUGUUUCUCUGCCUAAUGGCUCUGCAUCUCAGCUGACUGCAGUCUUGAAGGACAAAUCAAAUGUGCAGACUUCUCGGCAUGGAUUCCCAGUUGACAAGAGUGGUAGCUCUGCUACUAUCUUCCAUACAGGAGUGCUUCCUGAAUCUCUUUGCAAUAAACAGGUGAAACAACAUGCUCAGUUUGUUUCAUCCAAAACACAUUCUGCUGUCUCCUCAAACAGUGUGGAUGAUGUAGUGUCUGUGGGUGCUGUUCUGAAGGCCUUAUCACCAAGUGAGAGAGAAUGCGUGGAAACACUUGUUGGUAUGGGAUACCCUUCAGACAGUGUCAUAAGAGCUAUUCAGAAACAAGGACAAAAUGUGGAUGAGGUGUUGGAUUAUCUUCUGGUGUAUGGACGAUUGUGUGAGAAAGGUUUUGAUGCAGGCUCUGUUGAGGAAUGUCUAGAUAGAUAUUCAUGUUCAGAGGAAAAAGCUUUGGAAUUUUUACAGCUGAUGUCCAAGUUUCAAGAAAUGGGCUUUGAGCAGAACAUGAUCAAGCAAGCGUUGAUAAUACAUGGCAGUAACCAGGAAAAAGCACUGGAGGAACUUGUGGCACGAGGUGGAGCAAGCUGAGAGUGCCCUACACCCUCUACUUCAUUUCAUUUGCUUGUUUUCUUUCAAAUAUUUAUGAUGGAAAAUUUUGUCAAAAGUGUUGGAAUACAAGUUUGGGAUGAAGUCAGAAAGUUCUUACCAGUUUGGAAGUUUACUGAAGAAAGAAAACCGGUGAAGCAGUGGUCAGUGUAAUUGAUAAAUGUCCAAGAAUAUGGCUGAUGUGGAAAACCCUGCUGUGCCUGCAGAAUGGAAUGUUACAAGAUACUCUUUAGCUAUUUACUUGCACGAGCUAGGAAUAAACUGUGAUUUGAAGAUAAAAAACACCAAACACCUCCUAGAAGCAUGAGUGAAAAUAAGAAGUGCCCUUCUGUACAUUUUGAAUUUUUUUUAAGGAGUGAGAACUUUUUUCUGAUUUUUUUUUUUUUUUUUUUUUUUCUCUCGAAAGUAAAAUUGCUUUAACAGGAGUGCAUCCCUAGACUACUCCAUUUUUCAUGCUUGCACUGUCUAAGACUCUUAAGAUUUAUUUUUGAACUAAACUUGCCAAUUGCCAGUUUCGAAAGACUAAAUGGUAGUAAAGGAUCCCAAUUUAGCAAAAGCUUGGAGCAGGUAGUACAAUAGAAACUUUAAUGACUUAACAUCCGCCUGGAAGACUAAACAACCUGUCUGUUGCCCCCCUUCCUGAAAAAUGCCAUAUUUAUUUGUGUCUUCUAAUUCAAAGAAUAUUUUUUAAAUUCCCAUCAGUUCUCUUCUAGAUUCUCCCUGAAAUGGGUAGAAAGUUGAUUUAUGCUGAAAAUUUCACUGCUUUAAUUGUUAGUAAAAUUAGAAGUGUGAAGUGCCACAGAUUUUUAUAUCUCCUGUUAUAAGAAUAUAAUACAACUGAAUAUAAACUGGAUAAAAAGAAAUGUCUUGAGUUGGUAUUCACAUGAACCUUGAUACUAGACUGUUGGCAUACAUUUAAGAAAGAUUUAUUGUGUAUCCCUUGGUUUUGUACUGUGAGAGCUGUUCCCUUUUUCAUCAUUACUGUUAUGUCAACUUCACUCAACACAGUAAUUCAUUGGAAGCCAAGAUUUAUUAAAGUACAUGGAUUCUGAGGUUUGACUACAUUUAAUCUAUAAAUAAUAACAAACCAACAAAAAUUUCUGUCACUUCCUGUAUUCAGAAUGUGAUGUUUAUUUUAGGUAUGUACAAUGUGAAAGAAACAUAGUCACACAUCUUUGAAGGUGUUUACAUCCUUUUUAUUUCAAAAUUAUUAUGCUAUCAUAUCAAAAUCACAAAACAUUUGCAUGUGUAUAUGGGCUAUGAUGUCACUUGAUCUGAUAAACUGCUUUGAACACAAUAAAGAUAGUCCAGAUGAUUUUAAAUCCAGAAUAUGUAUUUAUGUACAUCUUGUCUCUGCAUAUUUUGCAGUGACACACUGUUCAGAAUUCACAGUUGUAGCAAUUUCUGCACAACUAAUGUUUGGUGAAACCCUUUCAGUCUUAAGGUUUGAGAUGGUUAAAAGUAAAAUGUAAAAAAAAAAAAAUCAUCUUAAGUAGUUUGUCAUAUUUCUUAGCCAAGUGAAUUUGAUACUGUUGAUUUACCAAUUUUCAGUAUAAGAUUAUUAAAAAUGAUUUUUUAAAUGGAACACCUACCCUAUCUUUAGCAACAUACAUGCUUAAUUACCACCUCUUUUGUUCAAGCAAUAAAAUAAUGUAAUCAAUUUUAGCUUUAUAGCUUAAAAAAUUGUAAACAAAAAGGUAUGGGUUAGUUUAAUUAUCAAUCUAAAUAGUUUUGAAAGCUCCACAAAAUUAAAUUUAUCUUGCUAAUUAAUUUUCAAAACUUUAUUACUCCGGUUAUUGAACAUGCAUUUGGCAGGUCUCUGAAAAGUCUUGAAAUAGUAAAAAAAAAAAAAAAAAAAAAAAGAAUGUGGGUUUACUAUUAAUAUAGGAAUCAAUACCAAAAUACAGUUAUAUUAAUGAAGAAUAAAUUGUGUAAACUGUAGAAAUGGCAUUGUUAGGAUUUGUAUUCUCUUCUGACAGUUGUAUAAAGCCAGCUGUAAGUAUGUUGAAUUUGUUAGAAGUACAGCUAAACUAGAUAAUGUUGAUAUCUAGUUCAGGCAGUAAUAGUAGAUGGAGGAUAAUGAUUCACUGUCAUCUUCCAAAGUCACUGUCAGUAAAAUUAUUGCCAUCAUAAUUGCUUAUUUAAACUUUAAUGAUCUUUUUGCCUAAGAUGAGUGCAUUAAUAAUUAAAAUACUAAUUUGGAUUAUUUCAUUUGUAGUUAUUUCAGAUGGUGUUUCUUUCAUGACAUUUUUGUAGUUGGGUUAGUUAUUACAUCUGUUUAAAUUAUGCAUCAAGUUUCAAAUUUAGAUACUGUUUUUCUGCCUUUGAAAUAAUUUUGUGAUUGAGAAAGCAUCUUGGUCCUUAAAAAUUCCCCAAGCUGUUUAAUUUUGAAGAUUAGCAUAAAAUUUAUUUUGAGUAUGCUUAGUAACAAAAAUAUAUUUUAACAGACUUACAAAAAGUAUUUUUUUAGUCGCUUGUUUUAUCAAAAUAACUGGCAGUUUCAUAAUUUGAUAUUAUAUUGGCAUGAGAAUGCUUUACAUUUUUAUGUAAAUGAAGCCAGUUUUAAAAUGUCAAUUAUUAGAUAUUAGAUAUACUAAAUGACAAUAUAAAGUUGUUGAAUGGUUUUCAAAUUGUAACAUGACAAAUCUGUGGGUCACAUUAUCUUUAAAAUGUUUGGACUGGUUCUACCAAAAAAACUCUUUUAGCAUAUUUACAACAUAUUGCGAUCCUAUCCCUCUAAAACCAACAGCUGUGUCUCAUUGUUCAUAAUCAUACACUUAUGUCUUCGGGUGUUGCAGCCCAUUUCUAGGAAAGAGAGUUUUUUUUUAUUUGGUUUGGCUGUUAUGGUAACAGAUGAAAAGGAGCUGAUUUCCCUUUUGUGUUGAUCAGGUUUAAGCACUUUCUUUAGAUUUUUGUUUGAAAUUUUUUUGUUUAAUUUAUUUCUGUUUUUUAGGGGUUUUUUUUUCUACUGAUUGAAUACUUUUGAAAAUUGUAAGAAUAUAUAGGAGUGCCCUAUCAAAUAUUAGUCUUCUAUAAUAUUAUUUGUGAAAUAAGGCAGUAAUGAUACUAUUCAAUAGGAUGAAAAUGCUUUUACUAUUGAUUUCUAAAUGCAAAAAAGGUACUAAUAAAAUCCGCAUCAAAAACUGUA